Raphanus sativus (radish) is the source of this 1934-nucleotide messenger RNA. RefSeq names its product plant UBX domain-containing protein 8. Bases 98 to 1780 code for a protein of 560 amino acids. Gene Ontology annotation, molecular function: ubiquitin binding. The transcript has 11 exons. The record is from RefSeq and is a predicted model, not a curated record. Lineage: Eukaryota; Viridiplantae; Streptophyta; Magnoliopsida; Brassicales; Brassicaceae.
UCCCAUUCACAUCUCUUUUCCCCUGCCUCACUCCAACAAACUAUUCCUCCCAGAAGAAGAAGGAAACCUCUCUCUCUCUCAGAUCUUCGUCUCUCUCAUGGCGUCACCGAAUCAGGAAGCAAUCGACACUUUCAUCAGCAUCACCGGCGCUUCUGAAGCCGUCGCCCUUCAGAAACUCCAGGAGCAUCGUGGUGAUCUUAAUCAAGCUAUGAAUGCAUAUUUCAACGAGGGAGAUAGAAAUACAGUACGUGAAGCACCAGUGAAUAUCCCUGAAGACGAUGAUGCAAUGGAUAUAGACGAUGUGAUUCCUCCGGCUGCACAAUCUCUUCUCAAUGCUGCUAGAACCGGAGCUCCCUUUUCGCUUCUUGAUUCGGACUUUGCUAGAAGUAUCUUUGAUAGGGAUCCCCUCAUGCCACGCCCUCCUUCCUUUGUUAGUCAUCCCAGAGAGGUUAGGCAGAUACCCAUUGAGGUUAAGGAUAGCACUGGUGGUGGCUCAUCUCGUGAUGCUCCUACUAUUGAGGAUGUUACAGAAACGGCACAUGUUCUUGGUCCGGCUACCCAAGGGACGGUUAUUAUAGACGAAGAGAGCGAUGAUGAUGAUGUUCCUUUUGCACCUACUAGCAGAAGUAGGCAUGUUAUACCUCCUGCACCCAAUAAUAUUCAAGAUUACACUGAGGUAGAAGAAGAGAUGUUCCGAGCUGCCAUUGAGGCCUCAAAGAUGGAGGCUGAGGGGUUAAGUAAUCCUCUACCUGAAGAGAGGCCGUCUCGCAUGGGGGAUGAUGAUGACAUAGCAAAAGCAGUUACAAUGUCAUUGAAGUCAGCGGAGGAAGAAGUUUUGCGCAAUCAAGGGUUUAAGGCCUCAACUUCAGAAACAGGAACUUCUGAAACUGCUGCUGCUGCUGCUGCUGCACAAGGACCUGAAAAUACCCAAUCCCUGAACGGAAGAGUGGCUGCACCUAGCUCACCAUUUGAGGAUGACUCUGAUGAUGUCGAUGAGGAGCCUCUUUAUCGUCACAGGCCAAGACGUGUGGCAUCUGGAACUCUAGCCCCACCUAACGAUGACCGUUCCCGGAGUAGGAGUCCUGAAGAAGAUAUUCCAGUGGAUAGUGGCAAUAGGUUUCCUUCUGAGUGGGGAGGCAUUUCGUCUGAGGAACAUGAUGAAGCUGUCAUGCUCGAAGCAGCCAUGUUUGGUGGCAUUCCUGAAACCGGAUAUAAUCAUCUUCCAUUCCUACCUCCUCAACAGAGGGCACCACCACGUCCACCAUCGCCUUCAUUGACAGCUCAGAGGUUGAUACGUGAACAGCAGGAUGAUGAGUAUCUUGCAUCCCUGCAAGCUGACCGAGAUAGAGAGCUGCAAUCCAUUAGAGAUGCUGAGGCACGUCAGUUAGCGGAAGAAGCAGCUAGGAAGGCUUUUCUGGAGGAAGAAAAGAAAAAAGAGGAAGAAGCUCAGAGAAAACUUGAGGAGGAACAGGAGCUAGAGAGGGAACUAAAUGCAAAAGAAGCUUCUCUGCCUAAGGAACCACAAGCAGACGAAGAGAAUGCUAUUACCCUUCUAGUCAGGAUGCCUGAUGGAACUCGACAUGGCCGACGAUUCCUCAGAUCCGACAAACUCCAAUCUCUUUUCGAUUUCAUAGACAUUGCAAGAGUGGUGAAACCCAGGACUUACCGACUGGUGAGGCCUUACCCUCGGCAUGCGUUUGGGGAUGGAGAAAGCGAGUCGACUCUGAAGGAUCUUGGAUUGAGCAGCAAGCAAGAAGCAUUGUUUCUUGAGCUUAUCUGAGCAAAAUGUUUAAUUUCUUAAAUAUAUCAGACUUUCUGCUUAGAACCUCGUUUAAUUUUUAAGUUAUGUGGUUUAUCUUUCUUUCUGUACAAGAACAAAGUAUAUUUGUUGGGAGGGAUUAUAAGUUUUCAAACAAUACGUCGGUUUAGUUGUA